GCAUAUCUCCCUUGAACAAUGGUGUGUCUUUUCAAGAGGGGUGUGAAUGAAAUUUUAACACAACGCUUCCUGCUAUCAAGAAGAUCCAAGUAAUUCAAACAUCAGUGUUUUACUAAACUACAUCUCUUCUGCGCCCCUUCCAACAGACAAGACACUCUUCUCACUAGCAACGAACCUGAGUUAUCAAAAUGGCAACACGACGCAUCAUCUCAACAGAGAAGACUAUCCUCGACCAGGAUGAUCCGUCCAGACCCGACCAAGCCGAUAGCCCCAAAUCCGACAUCACCCCAGCCGUUCCGACAGAUGUAAUCCUCAAGCUUCUGGGCUUCACUUUCGCCAUGAUCGUCUUCCCAAUCGGUUCCUACUUUGUGACAGUCGACACAAUCUUCAAGGGAAACUCGACAUUCGCAGGGGGAUUCGCGGCCGUCAUGGCCAAUGUUGUUUUAAUCGCCUAUGUCAUCGUCGCAAUGAGAGAGGAUCAAAGCGAGCGUCACCAGCAGGGGAAGCCACCCAAGGGGGCGGAAGCAAAGAAAGACCGCUAAGCUCAACUUUCUUCUGCUUUCCAUUGGUCACGAUUUGUGGGCUUUUGCUGAGUUUGUCUUCAGUCUAUGCAUGUUAUAUUGAUUGUCAACCCCUCCUUAAGAGAGAAACAGGAGAAUAUGCUCUCUAUAAUCCGUGGCUGAGGUGUUAUUUCGGGGGGGGGAGGGGGGGGUGGAAGUAAU
Sodiomyces alkalinus F11 is the source of this 722-nucleotide messenger RNA. RefSeq lists its product as hypothetical. NCBI's taxonomy places the organism in Eukaryota, Fungi, Ascomycota, Sordariomycetes, Glomerellales, Plectosphaerellaceae. Gene Ontology annotation, cellular component: endoplasmic reticulum membrane. The transcript is spliced from 3 exons. The record is from RefSeq and is a predicted model, not a curated record. Gene Ontology annotation, biological process: vacuolar proton-transporting V-type ATPase complex assembly. Bases 189 to 542 code for a protein of 117 amino acids.